AUUACAGUAAUCCCCUUUGCCCCGAACUGAUCCUAUUCAUUGCUCGAUGUUUUGAGAGUCACUUUGUAGCCCCCACCUGUGUUGUUGUUCCCGACAGUUUUCACCUGAUCUUGCCCACGCAUUCUUUCUUCCAUCUUCUCGUAGUUUGUCAAUCUACCGCCGACACUCUCUUCACUAUGGUCAACCACCAGGCUCUUCCUGUGGCUAAAGUGCUCUCUCUAGCAAUAGACAUUGCUGGCGAAAUCGCCUAUUCAACGCAGGGAUUCGAAGACUCCACCUAUGGACGUAAUGCGUCUUUUUCGCAUUCAUAUCAUCAAGGGACCCAGCGGCAGCACCUGGUCGAAGAAAGUAGCAGCCACGAUUUCUCUAAUGAUCAUUCGGGGCACAGCUACAGUAAAGAAGAAGAAUUAAGAGGACUUGAGAAAAUCGAUCUUCGUCAAUCAAUGCCUUGGUUCCUUUGUGUUUGAUAAGGGGUAAACACAGAAUCGGCACCAAGAUGCCGACCGAGAUGAUUUUGGGCAAGGUCUAAGACUAAACGAGAGCCGUGGCUUACACCUAUUGUCUAGAGAAAAAAGCACGAAAACAGUUGUAAGAAAGGAGAAUUUAUUUGAUUGGACCAAUAAAGAAGACAGUAAAACAAGUACACUUCGCAUAUCGCCGCCUGUUUCGCCGUACUGGGAUCUAUGGGCCAGUGAAACUAAUUGGGGGUAUAUCGGAAUAUUUCUCUGCCUUUCCAGUCGGUGCGCGACAACCCUUGGCUUGAUUCUAUACCGGAAGGGGGAUUACAUUUACGACAGUAGUUUACUAGAAGGCUCCUGAGUGAACAAGACAAGUAGUAAUAAUGAUGGGCGUCCUCUUACAAACUUACUCCAUAGAAAUACUGACUUUGAAAAGUCCUAGGUAAACGUCAUUAAUAAUAGCGGGGACAAGACAAGUAGUGCACAGUCGUUCUUUCAUAAGAAGCGUUCUUUCAUAAAAAAAAAAGAUAUAGAUGAAGUCGUAGUAUUAACUACAAGAGCGAAAAAUGAUUGGCUCGGGUACUUAGUUCAUUCUCCGAUUUUUGGUUCACUUAUAUUCUCGGUUAUACUUUCUCACGUUGCUUCUGUCGUCUUCUCUUCUGAGGGCAAAGCGCAUCGCAUAGUCUAGGGACUGGUACGCUAGCCAGUGGUAGACUCCUUGAUGAUGAUUGGGGAGGAGCUUCAACUCUAAUUUAGUUUCGGCGCGAUACUCCGCUUUAUUGGUCAAUGCGUGCUAAUGCCAGCGGCGUUGAGCUUGUGUCCCAUGAGUCUUAUUGCGUUGCUGCAACCCACCGCGUUAGUGUUUUCGUCUCUGUUGUCGCCACUUAUACUUGGGGAGAAGCUGGAAGCGUACUGGCUAUAACAGUAGGAGGAGACUGCGGUUAUUACACGUUACAGUUACAUCAAGUUACAGUUACAUGAUCAAAUCAAAGACGCAUAACUGCGUGAGAAGCUCCUGGCCUAUGAAGAUGAAGAUAUGAUUUAAUGAUCACAUCAAUAAUUACACUACAGGCACCACCAAUGGAGUAGCCUCUGGAUCGGUGUGGGAUGCGUUGUAGCGGCAACGUGGGGCAGACGAGAGACAGUUGCCGAUGGCAUAUUAUCACCUGAUACAAUAGUCGGCAACUUCAAGAACCCGAUUUUUCUUCUGGUGUCCGGUGUAACGCUGACGAGUAUCUUGAUUAAGGCUGUUGUGUUGGGUAUCAAAUUAUUUGCUGACCAAGGUGGAGAACGCGAGUGAAAAUUUAAUGAAUUGACAAGUAGAAUUGUCAAGUUGUUUAACGACAUAUAGUACUUGAAGAAUGUUACUUGUUGUUUAAUACCUCUAAUGUAAGCAACAUCUACCUCUAAUGUUCCUUCGAUCGCGCUAAACGAAAACCUGCGUGUAUUAUUGAGGCAGACAUGGAAUCUUGAACGCAAUGGGCAUCUUCCGAAGCAAGAUUCGGACGAGAAGCGACCUGUUGCAGAGCCAGAACCGGAGGAUGCCGAGUCAACUCCGAGAGGUCGUGGUUCGCAAGUACAUCAAGACGAUACGUCAAUAACUUCCACGCGUGUCGUUCCAUGGGAGCAAGUUUUGCUGCAGGGCGUUUCCGCGAUUUGCGGAACCCUUACCAGUAUUUAAGGUUUCUUUUUCAGGUCAGUUAGGGAUGGGAAUAUCCUUACUUGCAAUAUCUAUCCUUACUCUCUAAAUUGACUGUAUUAAGUGCCUUGCGGGUGUGUGGGCAUACCGGAAACUGCAUGGAUCUGACUCGCAAGAAAUAGGCCUCUUCUUUGCUUGGUUGCUAGUGGGCAUUGUGUGCUCCGGAUGCUUGGGGUUUGUUAUGGUACUACUUGUUUUAGGGUUCUUUGUUUGUACUGUUACUACAGUUCAUGCAAAUAUCCACAUCACUUUCUUUUAGAGGUGUGCUGCAAAUCUUGAUUGGCUUUCACCUUUUGGUGAAGGUUUAGGCCCAGCGGCGCUCAAAGCACUAAGUAUUAAGACAACCGGUUAGUUUUCACCUCGACAAUAUUAGACUUAUCCCGUGCAGCAACAUCUUCCUCAACACAACUGCCACUUCCACUUCCACACCAGCUCUCCGUCGCAGCAGAACGGUUCCCCUCCUUAACCGUAGUCUGUGUGGAUAACGCUCUCAGUGUAGUGGUGCAAGCGCUACUUGGCAUAACUUUUUUCCAGGAACACUGGAGAUUCACUUAUGCAUCAGCUAUUGGGACUACGGCGGCUUAAGGUCAACAGUUAGUGUCCAUCUCUCUCGGCAUCUUUGUGCCCUUUUGUUCCCUUGUAUUUAUUCAUGGGGAGCAAAGGGGUCGAGAUGAGGGUUAGCGAGAUGGGAGGUAAACGCUGACUCUAAACGGCUAUGUGUCUCAACCUACUGGGAGUUUACAUCCUCUUCACUGCUAGUAGUGGUAGUAGUAUUGGAGGUAGUAACACCACGGAGGCGGAUGCGGAGGGAUUAUGCUUGGGGGGCGAUGUUGACAUGAGUAAAAUUAGUUGCAAGGAGGAUAGCAUUAGCAAGCUAGAAGAAGAUGGAUGAUCCGGUUGUAGAAAGGUUGUAGAAGGGUCUGGUUGUCUAGAAAUCACUUAUAUCCCCUCUUUCCUCCCCAAAUCCAUUUAGUACUAGUCGUCCUUGGGCGGUGAUCGAAGAUCUCCAUGUCAUUGCUUCAUUCAGAUUGAAUAUUCACGUACUGAUACGGCGCGACAUCGUUGUAUAGUCAUAUUUCAUAUCCUGGAGUGGAAAACUUGCUUAAGAACACCGACACCAGAAUCAUCGCGCAAGGUUCCCUCAUUGCGCCAUAGUGAC
Amoebophrya sp. A25 is the source of this 3316-nucleotide messenger RNA. The record is from the annotation of a GenBank genome assembly. NCBI's taxonomy places the organism in Eukaryota, Dinophyceae, Syndiniales, Amoebophryaceae.